GAUACGACCACCCAUGACACCGUGGGCGCGUCCACCCUCGCGACCCCUCUCUUCAUGCCCUCGUCUCCUCCCUCCCGUCGUCACAAUGCGCAGAGUUACUCCCCCCUCAGCGCGAAGAGCCCUCGUACCAUUGAUCGCGGUGCGACCAUGACCCACGGCGAAGAAGCCCGUUCCCCGCUGAAACAGAGUUACUCGCCGCGGUCCUCCCGGGCCUCGUCGCUCGAGCGCGCCGCGAACGAUAUCGACGCCCGCCUGGCGCAAUACACCGUCGACUUCAGCCAAUUCCCCAGUACACAAGCCCUGGAUGAGGAUGCAGACCCUUUGGCGGAGUUCAAGUUCCCGCAUGAAGAGAACUUGUCAGACGUCGGAGGGCCGGAUGAUUUCACUGCGAACUUGGAGAAGUAUCUGAUGGGGGAUGGAGACACCAUGGAGGACAAGCACUUCAUGGACUUUCGGGGCGAUGCACAUUCUUUGCCGGAGCUGGAACCCCUGUUUGAUGAUGAUGACCUGGAGGAGCAGGGACACGACCUACACCAUUCGGAAGAGGAAGACCACGAUUCCCAGCCUCCGCUACCCGAGUCUCCUGCCCAACCGCGAGGCCACAGCAGGCACAAUAGCCAACAGAUGCAGCAGCAGCAGCAGCAACAGCAGCAACAGCGUCAACAGAACUCUCAGUCGCAUCAACCUGCUGUCGAAGAUGAGCCCGAGCCCGAACCCGAACCCGAGCUCGGUGAAUACAGUGAAUUCGGCCCGCCGAUCGACAUGUCUACACCUUCGCAAUUUUUGCGUCGUGCCAGUGGUUUCAAUAGGGAUAUCACUCAUUUAGAGAACAUCGAGGAAGAUCCAGACGACGAAAUGGAAGCAACUACGACCACACCGUCAGUGCGGAGACACAAGACCCCUUCUCCCCGCAAGGGAGACCAAGGCGCGACCGGAGAUCUGCGCAAACAAAUUUUUGAUCUUCAAAAUGCACUUCAAGAGCGUGAUGAGCAGCUGGAGAAGGGCCGCCGGCGCGUUCUGGAGGCUGCGUCUGCUGGCCAACAGAUCAAACACCUUCAGGCUGAAUUACAGAGGAAGUCAUCCCUGUUAGACGAGCUCUACGCCAAUCGCACCGACGAAACUAUCUUGCGUGAGAAAAUUCACUUGCUCCAGAAACACAACGAAGAGAGGGAGACCUUCUUGCACAAAUCCACCAUCAAUGCCUCCGAGCUAAAUGCUCUUCAGAAGCAGAUUAGCGAUAUGCAGAAGGAGCUGCAGACUCGCGGAUCGUCGCACCCGGACCUCGACGCGGAGCGACUCGAUACCAUCGCAUACCUGCGCCAGCAAUUGAAUCUGGCGCAGGAACAGCUGCAGAAGCGCGAUGCAACCCUGGACGAGACAAUCGCAAAGCUCAAGGACGUCACCACCGCCAAAGAGCAACAGCUUCGGGAAAAAAACACCGAGAUUGAUGAACUAAAGGCUCAAAUCAGCAAGCACCUGCUGGAGGUGGAGAAGUUAGAGAAUGAGCUCGAUACCGUCAAUCAAGCCUACACUACACUUGAAGAGCGUAUCAUCAUUCUCGAAACGAAAAAUCGCCCCCUAGAAGAGAAGAACAGCUCUCUCGAGGCCGAUCUCACCCGUGCGCAGUCCCAGGUCACCGCGCAAGAGAACGCACUCAAAGCCAUGGCCGCCGACCUUCCCCUUGAAACCGGCGGUAACACCUAUUCAGAAAUCUUGGAAUUGAUCAAAGACCUUGGUCAACCCAGCCAGGGAACCCAUAACUCCAACACUCGUCCGUCAGCAAAGGACCAGGAACGUCCGGUACAAGACCAAGACCAGAAUCAAAACCAGCCGGCGCACGAAGAACUCAAACGUCUGCAAGACGAACUCUCCAAAGUGCAGUCCGAACUCACCCAGGCCAACUCCGCCAAGAAGACCCUCGAACUGCAACUCUCGCGCUCUGAAGAUCAAGCCGUCGAAGCCCAAACCCUCAUCCACUCCAUCGAAACCGAAAGCACUCGCCUCAGCAAACGCGCCGACGACCUGCGCUCGAAUCUCACCAAAACCCAGCAGGAGCUUACUCAGGUGAAAGAGGAGCGCACCAAGGCUCUGGAAACCAUUGAGCGCCUGCACAAGGAACAACAGCAACAACAAGACGGGAAGAAACAAACUCGACAGCAGCAGCUACAAAACCAACAACCCAGCCCCCCUCCUUCCCCUCCCGUCCCGCACCAGCAGCAACCGCACCAGCACCAGCACCAGCAACUACAAACGCAAGUACAAGCACAACGUCAGAAGGAGAGAGAGAUUCUCGAACAAACUCAAUCUCUCCAGUCCGAACUCCGCACCCUCCGAGCCGCCCACGCCACGGAGGUCUCGAAACUCCGCGACCUCCUUUCCGGGACUGAGCACCGGGAAUCCCGGUACAAGACGCAGGUAACCUCGCUGCUCUCGCAGCGCGAGCGGCACCAGAGCGAGAACCGCGCCCUCCGCGCCAGGGUCGAGCACCUCGAGUCCGUGGUCGCGGCCAAGGAGGAGACCGCGGCCGCGGUGGACGAGCGCAUCGCGCGGUCCGUGGAGAAGCGCGAGAAAGAGUGGCAACGGCGCGUCGAGCUCUUGCUCAAGGAGCGGGAGCGCAUGGGCCGAGCGCUGAUGUGGUCGUGGGGGGAGAAGGAAGUCGGUGGUGCUGGUGGUGAUAGUGGGAAGGAGAAUCUGGCGGUGGUAGGGCAGGACGAGAAGGGGAGGCGGAAGCAGGGCUAUCGGUAUAAGUAUGCC
Aspergillus homomorphus CBS 101889 is the source of this 2754-nucleotide messenger RNA. RefSeq names its product putative spindle pole body associated protein SnaD. The transcript has a single exon. Lineage: Eukaryota; Fungi; Ascomycota; Eurotiomycetes; Eurotiales; Aspergillaceae. The record is from RefSeq and is a predicted model, not a curated record. The annotation marks the transcript as partial.